UCACCCAGUGAAGACGGAAGCAGCCGGAGAUUAAAAAAAAAAUAAACUAAGCAGGAAGUUCUUCAGUGUAGUAAACAGAGCGGACGUUACUUGGACGAUUACAGGUUUUUCUGUAGUGUUUUAUUAACUUCGUUUUUUUCUUUUCAGCUUGAUUGUCGGAGCGCUGUGGAACAUCCAACAUGUCGAAUAUGGACAAACAGUUGUUUAACCUGAAGUUUGCUGCAAAGGAGCUGUCUCGAAAUUCCAAAAAAUGCGACAAAGAAGAAAAGGCAGAAAAGCUGAAGGUUAAGAAGGCUAUUCAGAAAGGAAACAUGGAGGUUGCUAGGAUACACGCAGAAAAUGCCAUCCGUCAAAAGAACCAGUCCAUCAAUUUCCUGCGUAUGAGUGCACGAGUGGACGCGGUGGCAGCAAGGGUGCAGACAGCAGUGACCAUGAACAAGGUAACCAAAUCAAUGGCAGGAGUUGUUAAGUCCAUGGAUUCCACACUGAAGAGCAUGAACCUUGAAAAGAUCUCAGCCCUGAUGGAUAAGUUUGAGCAGCAGUUUGAAACGCUAGAUGUACAGACUGCACACAUGGAGGACACUAUGAGCAGCACUACAACACUGACAACACCACAGAAUCAAGUGGACACACUUAUGCAUGAGUUGGCAGAUGAAGCCGGGUUGGACUUGAACAUGGAACUUCCCCAGGGCCAGACUGGUUCAGUUGGUACUAGUGUAGCUUCAGCAGAACAGGAUGAACUCUUGAGAGGGUCUGAGGCACGCCUGCGAGAUCAGGUGUAAAAGAUGGAGCUCUGGCCUGGCUGAACUGGCUGUUCAUAGCACAUUCAUUCUGGUGUAAAUGGGAGCGGAACAUCAUUAUUAAACUAUUGUACUAUACAGGCUAUACACCCUCUCUCUCUCUCUCUCUCUCUCUCUGCUACCUCAUGGCAGCCCCUUUCUGUCGUGUACAAAGCCCAUUUCAUAUUACCAUUUAGGGUGUGAAGCUACUUUUUGUACAGUUUAUCUACAGUGUGUUCCAAUUCAGGACUGUAAAAAACCAUUGCAAGAUAUUCCUACUGGGUAGAAACAUGGUUCCUGGACUGUCACUGUCAAAAAAAGUUGCCAACAAAGAGAGAACCUGUUGCCAUACCGUAUCUGCUGCUCCGCUAAGUGUUGAAAGAAGAAUUCAUGACUCGUUAAACCCAAAGUGGAGACGAGAUGUUUGCCUCUGAACACGUUACUGAAGGGCUAAAUCCGAGUGUAUGAAAAGUACACCCCCAAAAAAGCAACUCCCAAUGGGCUUAAUCCAAUUCACGAUAUUAUAUUUAGAUCGUAUUUGCCUUUUCUAAUGCUUGCGUACGAAAUGUGAAAUACUGACAUAUUUGAUUAUUAAUAUGCAAGCAAAAAAAAAAAAAAAAAACAAUAUCUAAUAUAUUUGUUGGUCUGCUUGAUUGUGGGAUUUUUUUUGUUUGUGUGUACCUUUUAUCUGGAGGACUUGGUUCUGAUUUGCAGAGGUAAAACAAUAGUUUUUUAACAUUUAAAUGUUUUUCUGGAUUCUGGCUUUCAUGUGAGAAUAAAUAUCAUAAAAAUUA
Molecule: messenger RNA, 1573 nt
Organism: Polyodon spathula (Mississippi paddlefish)
Lineage: Eukaryota; Metazoa; Chordata; Actinopteri; Acipenseriformes; Polyodontidae
Product: charged multivesicular body protein 1b
Exons: 8
Coding region: 180-782 (200 amino acids)
Biological process (GO): protein transport; endosome transport via multivesicular body sorting pathway; late endosome to vacuole transport
Cellular component (GO): ESCRT III complex; multivesicular body
Source: RefSeq, a predicted model, not a curated record